Molecule: messenger RNA, 186 nt
Organism: Symbiodinium natans
Lineage: Eukaryota; Dinophyceae; Suessiales; Symbiodiniaceae
Source: the annotation of a GenBank genome assembly
AUGUGGCCAAACCGUCUUCCGUCUGGUGAGGGUGAUAUGCGUGUGAAGCAUGAGGCAAAGCCCGUCACAAGUGGCAUCAAGUAUGCAAUGAACUGUUUCGUCAACAUUCAUCGUCAACGCGACACGAGCAGCAUCACGGUGCUCCAGCAGAGGGAAAACGACGAGCCUGUGAAGCUUCCGAGCUGA